AUGACACUGCCACCUCCGUGUGUGCCCCGAGCCCCUCGGCGCUGCACCCCUCUUCUUUAUGUUCCUCUCGCUAAGCGAGCCCUCUCCGGGGCUCUCCGCUCGCCACUGGGUCCCUCCUCUCAAGGUGACUCCUCCCCUCGCGAUAGCCCAGCCCGCGGCCGUGUGACCCCUUCAGCAGGUGGCGCCCCGGGUCGCGGAGCAGCGACUGUGCCCCCUCAGGCCAGGGGAGGAGGUGCUGAGGCAGCCACAGCGGUUGGGCUCCUCGGCGUGCGCACGCCCAGUCUCGGGACGUGGCUUUCGCUGCGCCCCGCGUUUCCGGCUCGGCCACGGGCUCCUCCCCCUCAAGGUCGUCGGGGAACUAGCCAAUCAGCGCCGGGGUUGCGUGACGUCACUGCAUCCCGGCGGCGGUCUCCAGGCGUGCAGCCGUGGGUCUCCUGCCACCUCGCGGCGGCACGGAGCGCGGCGGUGGAGGCUGUGACGGUGCAAGGCGGGCUUGAGGGGUUAGUGCACCGUAUAAGGGCAAGAAUCGCGCAGGUUUGGAGAGAGAAUAGAGUCAUGUUCCAGAGACAGUGGGCUCUUUGGAAAGGGGAUGACAUGAUCUUCCUCCAAACGUGAGAAGGUGUACCGAAAUGCCAUCUACGGUUCUUGCUUCAGUCAGAAGUCACAACGGGAUUGAACUUCAUUUUGGUGGCUAUGAUCCAGUAAUGGCCGCAAAAGGAAAGAGGAGGUAGAUUGAUUCUUAAUUUUCUGAGAAAUUGCCAUAUUGAUUUCCAAAGUUAGCCUUGAACUCUCCUCCUGAUUAUCUCCUGUGUGUAGGUAUUAUUUUUUUACUCUUUGGGGCCUGCCACCCAGUGCCCAAAUAAAUAAAUACAUGGGAGCUUAUUCUUUCUUAUGAAUGUCUGGCCUUAGCUGUGCUUGUUUUUUGCCUCGAAAAAACAAAACAAACAAAAAAAUACAACACAUCUUUUCAUCAUUAAAACAUGUUCCACAGCAUAAACAAAUGUAACACAUCUUAAAAUAAUAUUCCACACCUGUGUGCUGAGAUUAUAGGUGAACAUCACCAAUUCCAGCAUUUUGCUAUUUUAUGAUAUGUUUUAUCUUAGAAAAUGUUUGUCUUGUACCUAUCUAGACUAGACUAGAGCUGGUAUCAGCUAUUUUUAUAGUGAUAUUUCCCUUUGUCAAAAAAGGAAUAGCAUUUAUACACAAAGAUGAGUACUAGAAAUAGAUGGGUAUUUGACAUUAGGAAGGACAGGCAACUGAAUCUAGUCAAUAACAGACCCUUUCAAAACAACCUCUCCCGGCGUCUUUAUUAUGAAAAUGCACACGGAACACCUGCGUAUCCUUCGCCUAGAUACGCGUGGUCUUGACACUCUGCUACAUCACAUCUGUCUGUAACAUGAUAGGAAAGCAAUGUUAGAUAAUACAGUUUACAGUCUUAUUGUAGGGCUGGAGAAGGCUCAGCGCUUAAAGGGCUGCCCUCACAGGCAGGUAUAUGGGAGUUUGUAUCUCCAUAAUCCAUGUAAAGCCCAUGUGGGAAUGGCAGCUGAACAGGGACCCAUAGAGCAAGCUGAAAAGCAGGAUUAACCAUGUUGGCCAGCUCUGGAUCUGACUGAGAGACCCCACUUCAGUGAAUAAAGUGGAAGAAUGAUCCAGAAUGAUGGAUGCUUCAGAUCAGCCUCAGGCCUCUACAUGCAUGUGAACACCCCCCACAUACUAGUGGGCCAGCACACAUGUAAAACAUACAUACUCACGCACACCACACACACAUGAAAAUGGAAAAAGAAAAAAAUAUUAUCAUAUCAUUUGAAGUUAAAUUGCUUGCCCCAAACCAUGAAACGUGUUUAGCACUGUCUCCUGUGAUGGUUGACGUCGACAGUCAACAGGUAGGGUCUGGAAUCAGCUAGGAGGCAGGCCCCCGCCCCCACCCUGCAGAAGAGUCAGAAUGAGUCUCUGUUCCUGACUUCCCCCAUCAUGCUGCAGGUGGAGAAGGGAAGGAAGACCGUGGUGACUGAAGAAUGCAAGAAUAAGAAUAUAGAAACGUAGAUUCCAGAAUUAAGAGUUUAUAAAUAAAUAAAUAUAAAGUUGUAAGCCUAGGAAAAUGAGAGCAGGCUGUCAACAACUUAAGGGGUAACUAUUAACAGUGGGUUACUUUGCUUUACAAUCCACAGCUGUCUGCAAGGCUGAUGCGGCCCUCUGCAAACUGAGAGUCCCUCUGCAAACGGAGGGUCAGCUUUUAGAUAACCCCCUGGCCACUCAUGACCAGCAACUGAUGUGAGCCGAGUUGACCUUUAAAGGAUGGGAUGUUCCUGACUUUUUGGUCGUGCAUUGUCCCUUACCCUACCCUGCCACCAAAACUGGCCCUAUCAGGGGAGCGUAGAGUUUUGGUAAACACCGUCAGAAAGUGCCAGAGAGAAAUAAUGGACUAAAUACAAGCAUGAGUUUAACUAAAAAUCCCUGUUAAUGGAAAUUGUAAAAAAAAAAAAAAGAAAGAAAGAAAAAAAGAAAGAAAGAAAGAAAGAAAGAAAGAAAUUUGUACCUGAGUUUUACCUUCAGAUUGUAAAAAUUCUUUUGUUCAUGCCUAAUGCUUGCUUCUUGCUAUAAACAGCCCUUGGCCACAACCAUACAAGUCCAUUUCUGGCUGUGGUCACAGCUCGCUGAUCAGCUUUUUGUGUCCCAUGGAGAUUUUGUUUUUUUUCUUUUCCCUGGAAUAAAGUUUGCUCCGGGUUUAUAAGACUUUGGUGGUCUGUCCCCCUUCUUUGUGGGAUCCCAGUGGACCCAACAGUGACAACUGCUGAUUCUCUUGAUGGACUUGCUGCGCAAAUUUUCAGAUUUAGUGUGUCCUGUUUACCUUGGAGCCAACCCCCAAAACGCCGACUGAACAUUUGAUUUUUUUAUACCUUGGGCUACAGAACUCAUUUUGCCAGUAUGAUAUUCAGUCUUCUAUUGAAAUAGGGACCUAAAAACUGAGACCUCAAUUUUCUCCUCUGGGGAAAAAAGAUUCAUUACAAGGGGUAACUGAAGCCCCUCUUCAGAUGAGGAGGGUAGCCUGAGGGUUUUUUCUGCUGCUCAGAGAAAUAAAGCAGCGUUGCAAUUGGACUCUCACCCAAUCACAGAAACCUUUUCUUGUUCUUUGAUUAGAACAGAUUUAAGAGAAUUGUGAUUUGACAGAUUGCUUGUUUAUUGUUAAUAUUUAUGCUAGAAUUUUGGUAUUGACCUGGUAAUGUUUGUAAUGGCUUUAGUUCACUGUGAGAUAUUAAUGAUUAGAAAAAGAUUAAAAAUUGUCUUUUGACAUUACCAAUGAGUUCCUGGGUUUGGCAUGUUUAAUAAGACAAAUUUAGAUACAGCUGGAAACUGUUAAGAAACACCCUACACCAAUUGAAAAGGGCUUUCCCACCCCUGGUGAUCCUCCACUCCUUUAGGAGAUGCUGUAUCCAUAGGAACGUGUAUAGCACAAAGCAUCUGCUUGCCCAUGAUUAUCUCGCUAUUGGUGAACUCUAUUGACAAAAAGUUGUCUCAAAGGCACAGGGCACCUAGAGUUGCUUUUUCCCUUAACCCUUUACUUACAGAGUUCACCAGUCAGAAAUGGGUUAGCCAGGCGGUGGUGGCGCACGCCUUUAAUCCAGCACUUGGGAAGCAGAGGCAGGCAGAUCUCUGUGAG
Messenger RNA from Alexandromys fortis (reed vole), 3658 nucleotides. RefSeq lists its product as uncharacterized. Lineage: Eukaryota; Metazoa; Chordata; Mammalia; Rodentia; Cricetidae. The record is from RefSeq and is a predicted model, not a curated record. The transcript has 2 exons. Bases 1 to 615 code for a protein of 204 amino acids.